AUAAUAUGGUAUAUAAUGAAUCGCUAGCCUAGAACUCGCAGGAGGCUGUUAAAAUGAUGGUUAAAUCCCUUCUUCUCCUUUGCACUCUACUGGUCUGCAGGACUUUAGCAGACAAAUAUGUUAACUUUGGUUGCAUGAAAGAAGUGCAUGGAAGAUUGUUAAGAGCAAAGGCCGGCAAUCUGAAAGUCAACAGUCCAUGGCAUUGCCAAGCAUUCUGCAAGGACUAUCUUUAUUUUGGAGUCCAGUUUGGGAAGGAGUGUUUCUGUGGUAACACCUUCUCCGGAAAUCUCGUCCGUAUUUCUAAAUGUACGAUGAGAUGUUCAGGAAAUUCUCUCCUCUACUGUGGAGGUCAUCUUGCUAUAGAUGUCUAUGCCACUAUCUCUUAGAAGAUCAAGCUACCGAGAUCCGGUGUAUUACUGACAUCUUUUUGACAAUAAAAGUUAUUUCUGUGGAA
This is a messenger RNA of Ostrea edulis (European flat oyster), 454 nucleotides long. RefSeq lists its product as uncharacterized. The record is from RefSeq and is a predicted model, not a curated record. The transcript is spliced from 3 exons. The coding region runs from base 54 to 386 and encodes 110 amino acids. Lineage: Eukaryota; Metazoa; Mollusca; Bivalvia; Ostreida; Ostreidae.